UUUAGAAUGAAUAGCCCCAUACGAACACUCUACUACCAUCCUAGCUCUUGAUAAUCUGUAAUUAAAAGUUCUAUUUUCUGCACUAUUAAGCAGAGCUGGGCCGGGGAAUGGCCUGACAAUAUACUCCCGCAUUGGGAAACCCUCGUCUGCUACCAUAACGAAUGGGGCCUUUAUCGAACUUCCUGGUAAUAUUUUUGGUUCUGGGAGUUUAGUCUGCCCGCUCUCAAUGGAGUCGUGGAGUGUAGAGUUAGUAAAUACUCCAGCAUAAUUUUCUUUUCCAAAUGACCCCACAUUUACCAUAAUAAAUUUGUAAUUAGCGUCAGUUAGUGUGAGUAGACCGAUGGAAUAGUAAGCGUGAUGACAGUAAUGCAUCGAACCGGAUUUUGGAGGGCGUGUUAUUCUGACGUGUUUCAGAUCGAGCGCUCCAAAACAGUUUGGAAAUUGCCACUUCUCCCAAAAGUCCUUUGCAAUUGUUUCAAACAUCUCCGUAGUAGGCUGCGGCAUGUGUAUCCCAACUAAUUUAUUCCAAAUUGCUUUGCAUACUUCAAUAACAAUAAUGGCUACUCGACUUUUGGAAAUCCUGAACGUAAAUGCAAGCUGCCUGAAUCUCAUUCCCGUUAUUAAGUACCUGUAACAAACAAAUAUAACAAUAUCAUGAAAAUACUUUUCACUAGUAGGUUAGGCCUAUUUUUAUUUAUUUUUUUGUUACAGGCGAGACUGUGAAAGGCAAAUGGAAAAAUUUAAGGGACACGUUUCGCAGGGAAUUGAAGAAAGUCCCUGGUUAUCGGUCCGGAAGUGACGGUGACCAAGCCGCCAAAUACACUGGACAUUGGCCAUAUUUUGAAAGGAUGCUGUUCCUCAGAGGUGUAAUGACGCCAAGGCCUACUGAUUCUAACAUGUCAGUUACUGAUGAAGAGCGAAAUGAAAAUAACAUUGAUACCAUAACCCACGAAUCCGAUCCUGAUGACCCUGGUAAUUCAAUUCAAUCUCAUGUUGAUGAUGUUGAUGUCGGUAGCAAUUCAGAAGUUUCACGGUCCGUUAAAAAUCUAUAUACUAGCAACAAUGACCAGGUACAAACGGCACCUUAUAUAUCUAAAAGACGUAAAUUAACUGGUUCAGAGCAAUUUAAGGCUGAUAUUUUGGCCCUAGAGGCUAAAAAGAUUAACAUGCUCGAAAAAGACAGUGACCAGAAUGAUGACGAUUUAAAUUUCUUCAAGUCAUUGCUGCCACAUACGAAAACUCUACCAGCAGUAAAUUAUUUUUCCGCAGUAAAGUUCAGAACAUGCUUGCUGAGGAAAUGAUGAACGCCAACCGGCCCCAUUACGCUACAUUUCCAAAUACAUUUGUUCGUACUACUCCACAAACGCCAGUAACUACGCCAGAAACUACUUCUCAUGCUACUACUAGUUCAGGAAGGACGCCAGCAAGUACGCCUGACGUAAUUGUACAUCAAGAUCUUAACACAGACGAGACUCAAUCUCAAUCUAUCUUGCUAUGGAAUUUAAAUUGACACUUAAAACCUUACAAAGCUUAAAUGUUAAUCGUUCUUUUGU
Messenger RNA from Homalodisca vitripennis (glassy-winged sharpshooter), 1553 nucleotides. RefSeq lists its product as uncharacterized. Gene Ontology annotation, molecular function: DNA binding. The record is from RefSeq and is a predicted model, not a curated record. Lineage: Eukaryota; Metazoa; Arthropoda; Insecta; Hemiptera; Cicadellidae. The transcript has a single exon. Bases 849 to 1301 code for a protein of 150 amino acids.